Messenger RNA from Echinostoma caproni, 480 nucleotides. The record is from the annotation of a GenBank genome assembly. NCBI's taxonomy places the organism in Eukaryota, Metazoa, Platyhelminthes, Trematoda, Plagiorchiida, Echinostomatidae.
AUGGAAGAGGUAGAUUACGCAUCAACUCAGAAGCUCAAAGAAGCGUUUUACAAAGUGGAGAAACGUUAUCCAGGCUUCAGCCAGGAAUUUAUCAUUGGUUUACUUCAGCGGUUGGGAUUGGAGAAAGAGGUGGAUUUGUUUGAAACCGGCCUUCGAAUUGCUGGUUUUCAAGAAGGAGCUCCCAUUCAUCGUACCGGACAUCGGCGCCAACAGUUAAUGGAGUUAGAGCAUCGGGCACAAGAGCUGAAGAAGAUUUUGAGCACAAUACCGGAUGAGAUUUGUGAUCGUCGAUGUUUUAUUGAGUUGAUUAAACUUAUUGCUAGUGCAAUCAAACAGCUUCUGGAUUCAGUCACACACGUCUACGAAUCUUCACCUUCCGGGGCUCACAAGAAGGCGCUCGGGGAGCAAAAGCAAAAUUUUUUACUCUACUGCCGACAGUUUAGCUCGAAUUUGAAAGACUACUUUAAAGACAACAAGUAG